AUGGUUGUUGAAGUUUCUACCUCCAAGACUGGGAAGCAUGGGCAUGCUAAGUGUCACUUUGUCGCCAUUGAUAUCUUCAAUGGUAAAAAGCUUGAAGAUAUUGUUCCCUCAUCCCAUAACUGUGAUGUUCCUCAUGUCAACCGCACUGACUACCAGCUAAUUGAUAUCUCUGAGGAUGGAUUUGUGAGUUUGCUGACUGAAAAUGGCAACACUAAAGAUGACCUCAAGCUCCCAACUGAUGAUGCUCUCCUGACUCAGAUCAAGGAUGGAUUUGCAGAGGGAAAGGACUUGGUGGUGAGUGUGAUGUCAGCAAUGGGAGAGGAGCAGAUCUGUGCUCUUAAGGAUAUCGGCCCAAAGUAGUAAUCUACUUCUACUAAGUCUAUAAAUGAAUCCAUAAACACUUGUUGCUUGCAUUAUCAGCAGAAUGUUUUCUGUUAUAAUAGUAGCAAUCUACUCUACCACCUGGGUUUCGUAUUACUGUUUGACUAUUAUGUUUGGGUACCAUGAACAUAAAGUAUUUUUACCUCCUCUUGCUAUUUUGGAUUAUUUGGUCUGAAAAAGAAAUUCUUAUCUUGCUAUUUUGGAUUA
Messenger RNA from Lactuca saligna, 588 nucleotides. The record is from the annotation of a GenBank genome assembly. NCBI's taxonomy places the organism in Eukaryota, Viridiplantae, Streptophyta, Magnoliopsida, Asterales, Asteraceae.